Coregonus sp. 'balchen' is the source of this 2313-nucleotide messenger RNA. Lineage: Eukaryota; Metazoa; Chordata; Actinopteri; Salmoniformes; Salmonidae. The record is from the annotation of a GenBank genome assembly.
AUGUGUGCGUGUUUGUGUGUGUGUUGCCCAGACUGGACGCCCACCCUGUGGUCAGAGUGUUUUGAGGAGAUGUUGGAUGAGGAGCUGGACAGCAGUGACCAGUGGGCCUUCCACUUCAACUACGGCCUGACAGAAACACUCACCAAGGAGGAGAGGAGGAGAAGAUGGCGGGUGUACAGCCACUGUGCCUACGGACAGUACGUUUUUCCCUUACUAUAAUUAUAUUUAUGCUUUUUAUGUAUAGGCCUGUGAUUUGCCCAUAGAGAAUGAUAGGGGCCUCUAGUGGCCAAAAGGCCAUAUUAGCAUGGGCAGCGCCUUAGAGGGCUUCCAUAAUUUUAAUGUAGUCAACUGGGUAGGACUUCCAACUUCAUUGGCUGAUCCCUCCUGGUGACCCUGUUAUAGAUCGCUACACGUGCAUUAAUUUUAAGCCCGAUUCCUACCCAUGCCUGUGACAUUCAGGCCCUGCUCUACCCAGGCCCGAUUGCUUUUGCCAAAUUUAAAGCCUGGCCCUGCCCAAAACCCGAAAUCAGAGAUAACUUCCUCCAUUAGUAAAUCCAUUAGCUGUUCCUCUCUGUCUGUCACUCGCUGCCUGCACGCAGGCAGCUCGCUCUGCAUGCACUCUGCUCAUGGUGGCUCUGGUGCGUUUGUAAAUUCACUCUGGCUAUCUACUCCGAUUUCAGAGUACUCUGGUCUGAGUGUACCAGAGCGCAGAAUAACUGAUGAAUUUACGAAGCACAACACCCAUUGAAUAUGACCGGUGUCAUUAAACAUCGGCAAAAAAACAUAAUUAAAUUGUUGCCAGCAGCACAGUUACAGUCACUAACGCUAUAGAAAACAUGAAAACAGCUUAACCAGCUCUGCUAGGGUGAGUAAAAUGGCCAGUGUGAGUGUUCUCUCAUUUGUGUCUGGAAGUAGCUAGCAAGCGAGUGCGAAAUUUUGCCAGUUAGCUUAGGGGCUUGACUGCGGUUGUGAGGUCAGAACGCUCGGAUCAACCCUACUCCUCAUCCAGAGCGUCCAAUGUGCGCUCUGAACGCUCUGAGAGCGAAAGUUCCAAAUUUACUGACAGACAAUCUGACAACCCUCUGAAUUUACAAACGACCCAGAGUGCACUCUGGCACUCUGGAGUCAUAGCAACGGCUCCGCUUAGGCUGCUCUGCUCAAUGACGAGAGGAGAGAGCAGUGAGCUGUUAGCUACUUUUCGUCACUCUAAAAUCCAACAAAAAUCAAGGAACAUUAUUAUUUUCUGUGAAAUGAUCUCUCAUGUGUUAUAUUUGACGAGGUUGAAGCACUUCUGACACCAUCUUUGUCAUAUAUGACUAUACUACGCAGCAGAGCACGAGCAAAUGGCUCAGCUUCAAAAUGUUAAUGAACAAUUUAGUGAUACCCGAGCCCUACCCAUACCCUAGUUAUUGAUGAAAAAACAGGCCCUACACGGCCCUAACCUGAUGUAUAAUGUCGGGGCCCGUCCGGCUCGGGUCGGGAAGCAGAGCUCUACCCUGUUGGAGUCAUGUCCAACUGGGUCAUCAGGAGGGAUCAAUCAAUUAAUCGAAUCAAAUGUAUUUGUAAAGCCCUUUUUACAUUAGCAGAUGUCACAAAGUGCUUAUACAGAAACCUAGCCAAUCGUGAAGAAAAUGUACUACCUUAAAAUGGAGAUAGCCUCAAUGGCGCUAUAAUGGCACAGGUACAAAGAUGAGUCCUCUAUCAAUCUCUAUGGAUUUGCCCCGAUAUGGCUCCACAAAGAGCUCAGCAGCUCACAGAUUUAGAAGAUUGGCACUGCAGCGCCACCAUGUGGAAACAGAUCACUUGUCUUCAACUCCUUCUGUUGACUUGGACAUGAUGGAACUCCAUGCCAGUAAAAUAACAUUUAGAUGGAAACUCGGAUAGCUGUCGUUGUAAUGCUCACCCCCCCCCCCCCCCCCCCCCUCUCUCUCUCCCCCUUUAACUCUCUUCCUCAGGUUCCAGUGUGGUGAGUGUUCUAAGACAUGGCCGUCGGCACGGGUGAUAGUAAUGUUCCAUUAUCGGCUGCGGGAUGAGACAGGCCGGGGGACCGUGCUGAUGCGGCCUUUCGGCCAGGCAUGCAGACGCUGCCAGGCAGAGUUUGAACUUCCAGGCUUUUCCAAGAAUGAGGUAGAAGAGGCACUGCUCCGGCUGUUUGGAAAGAUUAGGAAGAACUGCUAUGGAGAGGAGGACAAGGAGGAGGAGGAAGAGGAGGAGGAGGAAGAGUCAGAGGGAUCAGAGAAGGUGUGGAAGAGGCCCCAUGAGAAAGCCCUGUGUGAAGCCUGCCGACUGGGCAUCUGCUGUCAAGAAGAGUAG